AUGAAAUCAGAAGUCAAGUUCUUGCUCUACGCACACGCCGUCUUGGCGCUCUUCCUCACGUACCAGCUUUUUGACCUCAUCACGCUGCUCUAUGACGACUCCCGCCAGUACGGCCUCCUCUCAACAGAGUUGAACAACUCCAACUACUUGCAGUCGCAGCCCCAGCUGAUUCCGAAAAUCAUUCACCAGACCUACAAGACCAACAGCAUUCCAGACAUCUGGAAGGAGGGCCAGCAGAGCUGCAUCGACCUGAACCCAGACUACCAAUACAUCCUCUGGACCGACGAAAUGGCAAGAGACUUCAUCGCCGAACAGUACCCGUGGUUCCUAAAGACGUUUGACGACUACCCUUACCCCAUCGAAAGAGCCGACGUCAUUCGCUACUUCAUUCUCUCCCACUACGGUGGCAUCUACAUCGACUUGGACGAUGGCUGUGCGAGAAAUUUGGACCCCCUUUUGACUGUCCCAGCCUUUGUUCGUAAGACAAUGCCUACGGGAAUCUCCAACGACAUCAUGGGCUCUGUGCCAAACCACCCUUUUUUCGCCAAGGCCAUCUCCAUGCUCCAGCGCUACCAAAGAAACUGGUUGAUUCCUUACAUCACCAUCAUGUUUUCCACAGGCCCCCUAUACCUCUCUGUUGUCUGGAAACAGUACAUCCGGUGGGGGAACCCUCCUUCGGGCGUGGUGAGGAUUCUCAUGCCUGAGGACUACAAGUUGUCCAAGGACGCCUUCUUCAAGAUCUCAAAGGGCUCCUCGUGGCACAAGGACGACGCAGCGUUUCUUCUCUUGAUGAGCAGACACAUUCCAAUCUCCAUUGUGUGCUGCGUCCUUUUGGCCAUUCUUAUCAUCUCCUCUGAGUACGCGCUUGUGUGUGUCAUCAACAGAAGAUACGGCUCGAAGAUCUCCAAGCUCGUGAAGAACACAAAGUGUUUCUUCCUCAAGGCAGUGCCUUCUUGGAUGUCCUUUUCCUCCCUCUCCUCGACUUCCGGCAACAGCACCAGCAGAGGCUCGACUGCGAAAUGGCAAUCCCUCCCAACGAGAAAGUCGAGAAAGGACUCCAACCUACCGGUCGCCUUGGCGGUCGACAUGGAGAAAAACGUUCAGGUUCUGGAUGAAAUAGAAGAAUCCUGA
Molecule: messenger RNA, 1131 nt
Organism: Pichia membranifaciens NRRL Y-2026
Lineage: Eukaryota; Fungi; Ascomycota; Pichiomycetes; Pichiales; Pichiaceae
Exons: 1
Coding region: 1-1131 (376 amino acids)
Biological process (GO): mannosyl-inositol phosphorylceramide biosynthetic process
Molecular function (GO): mannosyltransferase activity
Source: RefSeq, a predicted model, not a curated record